Stereum hirsutum FP-91666 SS1 is the source of this 1618-nucleotide messenger RNA. RefSeq lists its product as uncharacterized. The coding region runs from base 30 to 1115 and encodes 361 amino acids. The record is from RefSeq and is a predicted model, not a curated record. NCBI's taxonomy places the organism in Eukaryota, Fungi, Basidiomycota, Agaricomycetes, Russulales, Stereaceae. The transcript has 6 exons. Gene Ontology annotation, cellular component: extrinsic component of endoplasmic reticulum membrane; endoplasmic reticulum palmitoyltransferase complex. Gene Ontology annotation, biological process: protein targeting to membrane; peptidyl-L-cysteine S-palmitoylation.
AAUCCCCACUGCUUCAUGCAAGUUCCAUCAUGACAACGGUUGCAGAAUCGAGCAUCACCCCGACCCAUUUGGACAGUACAAGUGCUGCCAUUGACGCCGACGCCCGAGCUUCCUAUGGCUCAGCAUCACACGCCGGCUCUCCUCUCGCCUUCGCCACCUUGCGCCCUACCUCGGACAUGUCUUACGCUUCGUCUGUACCUUCGCCGCUAUCAUAUUCUCAACAGGAGCAUGAGCCAGAACGAGACCCAGAUCGGUCGGAGCGGACGUCGCCACAUUCGUCGUAUAUCAUGACUGGUUCAGAACCGCCUCGGCGGUCAUCCUGGGUCGGAGAAGGAGAGGAGGAUCGAGGAGAGCAGACCGCUUCAGAAUCUGCUCCCGCGGUACAUAUACUGGGAAUUAACUAUAGCCCGAACGGAGACGGGAAUUGGAACGGGGCUAUUCAGGAGGAAGACGAGGAGAGCGCGGAGGGAGGAGCGGGUCAAGAUUCCUUUGCAGCAAAAUCAUCCCGCUCGCCCGUGACGCCAAAGCAGACAGAUUUCCAUCCGUUAAGGUUGGACGGGCAGCCUUCGCCUCCGCCGUGGGAGGUCAUUCCGCCUCCGACGAGUACAGCUGAGGAGUACCAUACGAAGGCUAAGGAUUCGACAUCUUCGAAACCCCGUCGAUUGAUCCCAGUCUCUUCGUACUAUUAUGGUCCACCGCCAAUAGAUGCAGCAUUUGGUACAGAUCCAAUAGGCCAGAUUGGGCGACACCAUCCGAGGGAGAUCGUGCGAGUAGAGAGAGACUAUACCGGAGGUGAACUUGUGCAAUUCGCACCUGUGUAUCCUCUGGAACUGGAAGGUCGAAUUACGCCUACGCAGUUCUUGGAGACGAUUAAUACCAUCAAUGAAGUCCUCAUAUCGGCCUAUAGUCUCCGUCACUCCUUCUUCGACACUGCACUUGAUAUAUUCUCGCUACGCAUAUCCAGACUCUUACUGUCCACGCAUUACGAGAAGGAGAUGCAACGCCUGCAUGAAAUGAUCGACAACCUGAACAAGGAACUGUACAACCCCGCAGGGUUGAACAUACUCUGGCCCCGGAAUGUUGCUUUCCUCUUCCUCGAGAUAGAAUACUACUGAUGCGAUACCUGUUGUCGUCGCCAGUCCGGUUGCUCCAAUGAAGACCACUGCGGUCGUGGACUGUCUGUCAGAACCUGGACCUCCCGUCCUGCACUAUUCGCCUUGCAGGCAUGUACGCCAAGCUGUGGCGUCGACUGUGGUUGGAGUCUCAUAUCAUAUUCGUACUCAUAAUACACCACUGCCUCUUUCUUUUCAGCACCUUCGCUCCCAUUUCUAUUCAUAUCCCCCCCGCACUCAUUCCUCAACCAUUCCGAUGCAUAUCCCCUCUUGCUCUCUGCAUUAUUCUCGUUCGUUCAUCUGACCAUUCAUCUGUCUCGCUCCCUUGUCCGUCUAGUUCUAUUCUAUUCUCAUGUUUGUUUUUGAUCGCUCACGCCACAUCCGUACUAUCUAUAUUCAUACAGACUCUCGUGGAAAGACUGUUAGCUUUCGGUUUUGGUUCACAUUGACAGCAAACGUCGAUGACGAUAGCGGACGUCAUCUUUGCGAUACCCAUUUCAUCAAUU